Messenger RNA from Zea mays, 763 nucleotides. RefSeq lists its product as uncharacterized. NCBI's taxonomy places the organism in Eukaryota, Viridiplantae, Streptophyta, Magnoliopsida, Poales, Poaceae. Gene Ontology annotation, molecular function: protein binding. The record is from RefSeq and is marked validated.
CUGUGCGGAUUCCCUCCCCUGCCCUGGCGGUUGCUCCUGUUGCCUGGUGGGAACUUGAGAGAAGAGGAGGGGUUGGUGGGGUGGAAGGCGCUCGUGACCCGGCCCGUGGAGAUGGCUGGCGUGAAGGAGCCGAUCGAGGUGAAGUUCCGGCUGUCCGACGGCACCGACAUCGGGCCCAGCAAGUACGAUCCCAACACCACCGUCGCCGCGCUCAAGGAGUUCGUCCUCGCCCGGUGGCCGCAGGAUAAAGAAAUAGCUCCAAAAACUGUCAAUGAUGUGAAGCUCAUCAAUGUUGGAAGGAUACUGGAGAAUAGCAGAACUCUUGCUGAAUCUCGUGUCCCAGUUGGAGAAGUUCCUGGAAGUGUGAUUACAAUGCAUGUUGUUGUGCGGCCUCCCCAAUCUAAAAACAGUGAGAAGCAACAGUCAAACUCUCCGAAGCCAAACAGAUGUGGAUGCACGAUAUUGUGACGUUGAUGCAAGUAGCAAUGUGUAUAUCGGUGUCCACAGAGAUCAAUCACAAGUUCAUUUAGCAAUUGAUUCAAUCUAUUCUUCACAACCUAAGCCUAGAGUUGGUGUUACGGCCAGUCACAUCUGGCUUGAGAAAUUGAUGCUUGCGGUCGUGUUCGAGUGUGCAAGGAGUUCACAGGGUCCUGGUAAAACCCUGAAAUCGGUGUGGACUCAAGGAAUUGGAUGUUUGCUAUUCUGUAAUGUGUGGAGACAGUGAUACCAGAAGUGAGUUGCUGCAUAGUUACAUCGGAGACAA